CCAAGCCCCUCCAGCCACCGACUCAUUUCCUUGAGAAAAAUUGGUGACAAAGCUUGAAAUUUCUCCUUCUUUUCUUGUUCUAGAACACAUAUAGAACCCAAAAACCUCCCCCCCUCUGCAGGAAAUUUCGGAUCUGCUUUGCUCUGUUCCUCACCGUCGGUUGCUCUUGCUUAUAGGUGCGAAUUGCUCUGGUUUCUAGUAAGAAAUAGCCACCAAUUCCUCUGUUCUUCCUGAUUUGCCUUGGGUUAACUUUGAUUUCUCUUGGUUCUCCAAUUUUUGGGAUAGAUCCCAAAUUUCUCCCCAAUUCCCGCCGGCUUCCCCUAGCUUGCAGCUCCGAUUUUUGCUGCUAAAUUCUGGAAACGAAACCGAGGACGGGGAACCCAAAGGGAGUGACGAGGUAGAAGGCUAGCCAUUCUUAUUGGAUAUAAGUUUUAGAUCUUAUCAUCAUUUUGUAAGGUAGAUUUUAUUCUUGAGAUGUUGUGAUUUGAAUAAGUUUCGAGCCUUGUGCACUUGUGGGACCCAUCUCACGAGUGCACGGCGUCUACCACGUCCCCGGAUUUGGGUUCUGGGCCGUGACAGUUGAAAAGCUAAUAUUAACAGAAGGGCCCAAGCCAACAACAUUCCUGGGAAUGCGAUCACCUCUUAUCUCAACUUCUCUUUCAAAAUAAAGCGAGAUAAACAAAAAAAAAAUUGAGAAAUUAAGAGGAGACGAUCUAAGGAGGAAGGAGAAGAGGUUCUAGGGGAAAUUGAAAUUGUAAACACAUUUUGGUCAGUAUAUAUGCCAAAAUACAAUGGCAAAAUGUGGGACUUACCUAAGAAUCCAUCAAAUUAGAUUCUCUUGAUUUUUUUGGUUAAGCACACUGACUCAAAGAAGCUGGAAAAGCUACCUGCAGAAAACUGAACUUUGCAGUACCUUAUUUCGGUCAUUUUCCUUAACCGAAAUAUUGCCACAAAUCUGAACUAGCAUGAGCUCUGAUCAAAUCAGUCAUUGCAUUUGUAUUUCGGUCAAUAUAAUUGAUUGAAAUAAUGAGCCACUUUCGGGUUCUGCUCAUUUUCUUCUUUCCCGUCCCCUGCAUCCUCCCCCAAGCUGCUGAUAUUCCUCUCUUGAGGAAUUGGCAAAAGCUUGCUAUUUUUCUCCUCUUUUCUUGUUCAAGAACAAGAUUUGGACUGAGAAAUCAUCCCCUCUGCAGAAGAAAUCCCGGAUCUGCUCUGCUCUUCUCCCCUGUCCGUCGGCUGCUAUGUGGGUGUGAGGUUUUUGGGCUUUUUCUAAGCCGUGAGCUUCUUCCCCAAAAUCCCGUCAGUCCCCAUGCUCGCCUGGUGCGGGUUCUGCUGGUCGGAAAAAAAAAGGGGGAAUUCUGGUAUGUGCUAGCUUCUCCAAGGCUGAAUUUUACCCAUUUAAUUGCUGGGUUUUGUCCAUUUAGUUAAUGCUCUGUGUUGUCCGAAAAUUUGUGGAAAUAGGAAGAAAUUUGGCAGCCAUUUCAGUAUGUAAUUUUAGCUUUAAUUCAUGUAGAAAUGGCUUGAUUUGCUGCUGUGAAUUUUCUGGAGAGAAAAUCCCGUGUGUGAGUUGUGGGUUGCCAAGGCCAUGCUCUCCAUGUGCUGCCCGUGAGAUUGGGGAAAUUUUGGUAGCUUUAAGCUAUGUUUUUAAGUGUGGUUAAGUAGGAAAUUAGCUUGAAUUGGGUUGUUUUGAUUUUGGAGAAAAAUCCCGUGAGAUUAGCUAUGUUUUGCCAAUUUUGGAAGUUGAAGUUACUGUUCACGGGUACUGUUCACGGGUACUGUUCACACUCCGAGAGUCAACAAUUAACGGGGAUUUAAUUGUUUAGUUUGUAAUAUAAGAAUAAAUUUGGAGAUGUCCGGUUAUGUGGAGAUUGAUAGAAAUAGCACCGUGAUUAGGGGUAGUGCUAAUGAUGAUUUUACUUUGAAUUUGUAGUAGUGCGGUAUUAAUUGUGGAAUAUUGUGAUUAGGUUUGAUCGUUCUGUCACUGUAGCACUUGGGUUAGCCUUCUGUUCUGUGCGAGUAAGGUAAGUAAAAUUAUGGUAAAGCCCUUUGAUUUUAAAGCAUAUUUUAAACUGUUUUUGAGAUGGUGGUAAGGUAAAAUUGAUUUUAAAUUGAUUUUAUCAGCAUCUGAGUGUGAUUAAACUGAAAUGAAAAUUUGGAUGAUUUUAAAUGAAAAUUUCAUGGUUUUUCUGAAGUAGAGUAUGCCACUUGGAACUUACAGAACUGCUGUGAUGAUUUAAGGAUUUUUUGUAAAUUAUGAUUUUUUGUUAAAUCCAUGCCUACAUGGAAUUUGCUAGUUAUUCUGAAAUUUGGGAUUUCGAUUGUGAAUUAUGGAUUUCGAUUGUGAAUUAUGGAUUUC
Rubroshorea leprosula is the source of this 2353-nucleotide messenger RNA. The record is from the annotation of a GenBank genome assembly. Lineage: Eukaryota; Viridiplantae; Streptophyta; Magnoliopsida; Malvales; Dipterocarpaceae.